Messenger RNA from Alternaria viburni, 4470 nucleotides. RefSeq lists its product as uncharacterized. NCBI's taxonomy places the organism in Eukaryota, Fungi, Ascomycota, Dothideomycetes, Pleosporales, Pleosporaceae. The coding region runs from base 1 to 4470 and encodes 1489 amino acids. Gene Ontology annotation, molecular function: chitin binding; hydrolase activity, hydrolyzing O-glycosyl compounds. The transcript has a single exon. The record is from RefSeq and is a predicted model, not a curated record. Gene Ontology annotation, biological process: carbohydrate metabolic process.
AUGGUUGCCUCAGCAUGGUUGAGCCCAGCAGUCAGGGCAAUCGGGUUCUUGCUCUUUGUGGACAGUGUGUCCGCGAAAGGAGACUUCAGACUUGCUACGAGCCCGAGCUACCGCAACUCUAAUCCUUGCCCAGAACGAUGCAGCAUCUCUGGCGCGAACACGGGCAACUGGUCUGCCUAUCCCAACUUCCAGCAGAUCAAGCGGUGUACGGAGACCAUGUUCUACGACUUCUCUCUUUACGACGAGGUCGAUGACGAUUCGAGCAACCACCGUAUCAAUGCCUGCUCCUCGUUUGGCACUGACUUCACUGAGCUUGCCAGCUCGGAACCGAAUUCGACCAACACCGCCCAGACUGUCGAUGUCGAUUUCGAGAUUGGCUGGUGGAAUGAAGGCUUCGGCCUGGCUGCCUCCGGUCUCCGAUCGCUCAUCGCGCAAAUUCGAGAAUACGCAGACAACGGACAUGGCGCUACUGAUCGACCGUUCAUCAUGUUUGGACAGUCUGGUCAAGCUACGAUUGGUUUAUACAUUGGCCAAGGCUUGUUGAAUCAGGGGCUCAGCGCUUCCGCCAUGAAGCUUUUUGAAGACAAACUCGACAACCUCAAUGUUUCGACGCCCAGCUUGGCUAUGCAGCUCUGCGAGCCAAGUUACGGUAGCGACCAUAUAUUUGGACUCAUGGUGACUAGCAACGGCACAUUCACUCCAGUGCAAACUGCCAUCAAAACUUGGGCCAAUGCGACAUGUCUAUCCUUUUCCGAAUCGGCCAACAUCACCGGACAGGCCAUCUUUACUACACCACUGGUACCCACGAACAGCACUACCAACUCCACCUUGUCCAAUUCCACCUCGUUGUUCGAGCGAACUAGUCAGCACCAAGCACACAAGAGGUAUCCGUCUCAUGCCAGGUUUCACGCUCGUGCGGACUGCAGGACUGUUCAAGUCGAUUCUGGCGACAGCUGUGCCAAGCUGGCUGCCAAGUGUGGCAUCACUGCUGCAGAGUUCACCAAGAUCAAUUCGGACUCUAGCUUCUGUGCAAACCUGAGGCCAAAGCAGCACGUUUGCUGUUCGAGUGGAACCCUUCCGGAUUUCAGUCCCAGUCAGGGGUCGGACGGCACAUGUUACACAUACCAGGUCAAGACCGACGAUAACUGCGACGAUCUUGCUGCCCAAUUCAGUCUCACAAGGGACAAGAUUGAAGACUUCAACAAGAACACAUGGAGUUGGAACGGCUGUAAGCUCCUCUUUGUAGGCACCAACAUGUGUUUGAGCAAAGGUAGUGCGCCAUUUCCAGCCCCUAUUGCCAACGCACAGUGCGGCCCGCAGAAGCCCGACUCGAAACCGCCCACCGCUGGCACAAAUGUUACAGAUAUGAAUCCCUGUCCUUUGAAUGCAUGCUGCAACAUCUGGGGCCAAUGUGGCAUCACCAAAGACUUUUGCGUCGACACCAACACUGGUGCUCCAGGUACUGCUAAGCCGGGUACUUACGGCUGCAUUUCCAACUGUGGAACCGACAUCGUCAAGGGCUCUGGCAGCGGCGGUAUCAAGAUCGCCUACUACGAGGGCUAUGGGAUGGGCCGCGACUGUCUCUUCCAGGAUGCCUCUCAGAUCGACACUGCAGCGUAUACGCACAUUCACUUCGCCUUUGGCACGUUAACGAAUUCAUACGAGGUUGAAACUGGCGAUGUGCUAUCAACAUACCAGUUUAACGCAUUCAAGAAGAUCAAAGGCGCGAAGAAGAUCUUGUCAUUCGGAGGAUGGGACUUUUCCACCUUUCCUGCCACGUACAACAUCUUCCGCGAAGGUGUCACAUCCGCCAACCGACUCAAGAUGGCCACCAACAUUGCGAACUUCAUCAAGAAGCACGAACUUGAUGGUGUUGAUAUUGAUUGGGAAUACCCUGGUGCACCCGAUCUUCCGGGCAUACCUGCAGCUAGCAAAGCUGACGGCCCGAACUACCUGGCCUUCCUCGUCGUUUUGAAGAACCUUCUGCCUGGGAAGUCAAUUUCCAUCGCCGCCCCCUCCUCAUACUGGUACCUCAAGCAGUUUCCCAUCAAGGACAUUGGCAAAGUGGUCGAUUACAUUGUCUACAUGACUUAUGAUCUUCACGGCCAGUGGGACGCAGACAAUUCCUACUCUCAGGAGGGAUGCGCUACAGGUAACUGCCUGCGCAGUCAAGUCAAUUUGACGGAGACAAAGCAGUCUCUUGCCAUGAUUACCAAAGCAGGCGUUCCAGGAGCCAAGGUCAUUGUUGGUAUCACGAGUUAUGGACGAUCCUUCAACAUGGCCGAAGCAGGUUGUUGGGGCCCAGGCUGCGUCUACACGGGCAGUCGCGAAAGCUCCCAAGCAACCAAGGGAAAAUGUACCGGCACAGCUGGAUACAUUGCUGAUGCCGAGAUUGCAGACAUUGUAAAUGAUCAGAAGAGGGCUGGACGCGUAGUCAAGAACUUUGUCGACACUAGCAGCAACAGCGAUAUUCUUGUCUAUGAUGACACCCAAUGGGUGAGCUACAUGAGCGCCAGUACGAAGAAGACACGCGCCACUUUGUACUCAGCCUGGGGAUUUGGAGGUACUACCGACUGGGCAAGCGACCUGCAAACGUUCCACGAUGUUCCGAAGCCGGCGGCGAGCUGGGGGGACUACAAGCAACUCAUCAAGUCUGGCCAGGACCCCAGGGCCGAUCACACACGCAAUGGUAACUGGACCAGUUUCCACUGCACUGACGUACUGGUCGACGAUGCCUCGUACUACACACCACAUGAACAAUGGGUGGGGCUCAGUACUGAUGAGGCGUGGAAGGACGUUAUCAGGAUCUGGAAAGAUACCGAUCGUGGUAGGGGUGGCAUCAGCUUCUCUCAAUCGGUUUCCGAGACUACCAAUGUUGCUUCCUCACCUGACUGUGGUACGAUGUCAUCUAGCAGCAAUUGCGAUGCGACCGCAGACUGUGGCCAAGGAUUGGAGGCAGAAGACUCAGGCCCCGCAGCCAUGCUGAUUUGGAACUCCUUCGUGUUCAUUCAUCAAAUGUACAAGGAUUACCAUGACGCCUUGUUCGAUGUGGCUGCAGUAGUCGCUACCAAUCUGCGAGAUCUGGAGAACAAGUUUGCGCCAAUUCCACCCGAGCCCGAUCACACAUGGGAGCUAUUCCUUAUCGACCUUCUCACCCUUGGAACCCUUUCAGCUGCUGGGCCAUUCUUCAACAAUCUCAUCAAGAAGAUGCCUUAUUUCAAAGGGGAGGGCCCGGCAUUCGACAACGCCAAAGACACUACUUUCACCUUGAUUGGUCAAAGCACAACCAUCGCCAAGGACUUGUUGACUCUAGGUGAUCCAGACGCAAAAUGGACCGCCGAACUUCAAGAUUCCUUUUCCAGUUACAUGGGCAAUGUUAUCACUGGAUGGGCCAACGUCACUACCGUCGCGUUAAAGCGGUUGUUCGAUGGAACCGAUGGAAGCAUCGAUACUUUGUGGGACAUCAUCUCGGAUGGAAAGCUUAUCCUUGGCGCAGAGUCCAAGGACGUCCAUGGUAGCGACAGAUUUCCCAGCCCUAUGACUGAGAAUGAUCUCCGUGCCAAUAUCCAGAAGUCCGUCUUUGGCUUCGCUAUCCCAAACCUUUGGAGCGUUUCCAAGGCCUACCCCUUCAUCAUCGACUCCGGUAACGGUUGUGAUGGCGACAACAUCGGAAAAUACAUGGAUGACGAUACCAUGAAGGCUACUGGAAUGUGCUUCGAGGGCAAGAUGUACUAUAUUGCCAGUCCUGACGGCGAUGCUAGAGUGUGCAAAUGUGAGCCCCAGGAGAAGGGCCCUUGCCAGACUACAUGCAGAGUCCAGAAGUUCUCAGCACCCAAGGGCCUUGACUCUUUGGACGGGAAAGACGCGUUCGGUGGUAUUACCAAGGAGGAUCUCAUCAAGGGCUCCGUCAGGACCUGGACCUCGAACGGUCGCAAGAACGGCGCAGAAGUUGCAGAUCCCACCAACGACGGUACAAUGGACAACUUGCUUGACAUCGACGUAACGACGCCCGGAUUCAUCCGCAUACCCGUCUGCAGUGCAGACAGGGCUUUCCAAUCCUGGGACACUGCCGACAAGGGCUCAAGCUCACACUACCCCUGCGACAUACCACCAGGCCGAAACGACUGCAAGGACUCUUCUUUUGACGACAAGACGAGCGGUGCUUCACCUAGCGUCGACGACUGUCGCCAGAUCAUCACCAACAUCCAAGGAGAUGGUUCGACUGACUGGACCACGGAUGUGAUUGGGCACAACCAGCGCGAGAUCGCCAAGUCUGGUUCCUGCUCUUUCGGUGUCGAAGCGUCCAAGACGAACGGUAACGUCAACUUCGUAGUUGGCGGGCAGGACGUCAUCGACAUCAUCAACACCGCUAUCGAGAAGUUCGGUGGCAGCGGCAAGGUGGGAGCUGAAGGCCACAUGGAGUGCAACGGUAAUGUUAAGGGCCAGGCAGUUACCUGGGGCAUCUACUAG